AUGAAAUACGAUUACACCCAUUGUUUCUGGGAUCCAAGAGAUGAAGGUGCUACCAUCCUUUUACAACACAUAGCCAACGGGUUGAAAUCCACUCAAUCCAUUGUAAACUUGUUCAAAUGGCAAUCAGAACUCGAUAAAGAUUUCACAAGACGAGCCAGUGCUGCUAAUGACAAAUUCAUCAAAGAUACUCAAGCAGCCCCGGAAUACGGCAACUUGUCCUCCAUUUAUAACAAACUCUCCACCUAUCAAUCGAUGAAAUCCAAAUCCUAUGCAAAACACUCCGAACUCCUACAUAAACUAUACAUCGAAUCCAAAGAUUUCUUGUCCGAUCUUACUGCACGUUAUACCACUCUUACCGGUAAAGUAGAACGUAUGAGAAUAGAUAAAUUAAACAAGAAAAAACACAAGGAUGAACUGUUGAAACAGUUGAAAGCGGCUCAAACAAAGGCAAGGGAUUUGACUCUCAACAUCGAAAACACAAUUGCCUCCAAGAAAACCACACAGCAUCAUCAAAAGGAAUUGAAAAAAUGGCAGGAUACAGAACAUGAGUUAGACUCACAACUAGACGUCCUCAUCCAAGAAUAUAAGGCUGCUCAGAAAUAUUGGUUACAAGAAUGGGCCACGGUUUCGUCACAAUUCCAAGCGUUGGAAGUUCAAAGAAUUCAAUUCGUUCAAGAGAAAUUACAAGCUUUCUUACAAAGCUCAUCAGAUACCACUAUCCUGGAACAGACAAAACUCGAUCAAUUGACUCUUUCCUUAAGUUCGUUUAAUGCAAUGGAUGAUAUCGAAUCGUUUGCACGUUCAUCAGGCACAGGAAGAUUAAAGGAGAAAAAAGUGCGUACACAUUCACAUACCCAUUCGCAUUCGCAUACACAUCCUCAGGAUCUGCCCCGUCUGGACCCUUCACACUCCCUCAACACUCGUGUUUCAAGUAGAGAUCGGUUUAGAGAAUCAAUGCAAUUCUGGCAAUCCUCAGAUUCAGAAACAUCUUCCCCCGUAUCUGCCACUGCUCCUGCUCCUACCCCUCAGUCAUUCCGUCCUUCCCCUCCUCCAAGUAGGAAAUACACUCCACCAUCAAUGGAUUUACAACAUUUUUCCAACACUGAUAAUUUGCAAUUACCCAAAAGAGAUUUUCUCAAUUCUUCCAGCAACAGUGCCUCUUCCAAUAUAAACUCUCAAACUUCAUCCCAUGUCGAUUCUCUGGCCACUUCAAUCAGUUCUAUGAAUAGUACCAUUGUCGAACGGUUUUCGAAAUCCUGGAAUUCUAAACACAAUGAUCUACCUUUAUCACCAGAAACUACUGGUUCGGACAUUAAAAGGCAAACUUUACAUCUACCCAAACAUGAUGCUCCUUUCACAUCCUCUAGCGAACGAAGACGCAAAUCAAUGGUUUUCCCCGGAUCAACUACCCCCAUUGAAGAUGCUCUUUAUGAAAUGAAUAAAAUGCAAAACUUGAAUUUAACUGCCAAAGAAGAUCAUUCAGUAGGAAGAAUUAGAGAUAGUGGGAUUACCGUGACAUUACCCAUCGUGACAAGUGACGGUCAUGGUGUCAUUCAAUAUGCAAAGGCUCUAUACCCUCUUGUAGAUAACCCAGCAACAGAAUUGGCUCAUUUCCAUAAAGGUGAUUAUUUAUUAUUAACUCAUAUCAUUGAUAAAGAUUGGUAUAAAGGUGAAGUUUAUGCAAAUGAUAUGAUUGAUGCAACACAUAAGUAUGGGUUGAUUCCAAGCAAUUUUGUUCGUCUAUUGAAAUAA
Molecule: messenger RNA, 1752 nt
Organism: Henningerozyma blattae CBS 6284
Lineage: Eukaryota; Fungi; Ascomycota; Saccharomycetes; Saccharomycetales; Saccharomycetaceae
Gene: HOF1
Product: formin-binding protein HOF1
Exons: 1
Coding region: 1-1752 (583 amino acids)
Biological process (GO): cytoskeleton organization
Cellular component (GO): plasma membrane; cytoplasmic side of plasma membrane; cytoplasm
Molecular function (GO): phospholipid binding; protein binding
Source: RefSeq, a predicted model, not a curated record